Molecule: messenger RNA, 1162 nt
Organism: Camelina sativa (false flax)
Lineage: Eukaryota; Viridiplantae; Streptophyta; Magnoliopsida; Brassicales; Brassicaceae
Product: phosphoglycerate mutase-like protein AT74H
Molecular function (GO): catalytic activity
Source: RefSeq, a predicted model, not a curated record
AUUGAAUUUUUAUGGGUGUGAGUUUGAAUGCGUAAUGGAAACAGAGUGGAAUCGUAAAAACCCAAAAAGUAGUCGUUAUAUUGAGAAAGUUGUCACAUAUGGUGGGCUCUGAAUUUGUGUAUAAUACAUACUGUAUUAAUAAGCAUCUCUCCCUCUCUCCAGUCUCCACCAUAAAAUCAAAUCUACUCUAAACGACCAAAAAGAGAAAGAGAGAUAUACAAGAAAAUGGUGAACCAUGAGAAGAAGAUGCCCCCAAAACGCAUCAUACUUAUGCGUCACGGUGAGUCCGCAGGCAACGUAGACGCAGGUGCAUACGCGACCACACCAGAUCACAAGAUCCCUCUGACGGAAGAAGGACGAGCGCAGGCGCGUGAGGCCGGGAAGAAAAUGAGAGCACUCAUAUCGACUCAAAGCGGUGGAGCGUGUGGAGAGAACUGGCGCGUGUACUUCUACGUGUCGCCUUACGAGAGAACGAGGACGACUUUGAGGGAAGUAGGGAAAGGGUUCUCGAAGAAGCGCGUGAUAGGAGUGAGGGAAGAGUGUAGGAUCAGAGAACAAGACUUUGGGAAUUUUCAAGUUGAAGAGAGGAUGAGAAUUGUCAAGGAGACGAGGGAACGUUUUGGUAGAUUUUUCUAUCGUUUCCCCGAAGGUGAAUCUGCCGCCGACGUCUAUGAUCGUGUUUCCAGUUUUCUGGAAUCGAUGUGGAGGGACGUGGACAUGAACAGGCAUCAAGUUGAUCCAUCAAGUGAACUAAACCUAGUGAUCGUGUCACACGGACUAACCUCUCGGGUGUUUCUAACGAAAUGGUUCAAGUGGACGGUGGAAGAGUUCGAGCGGUUGAACAACUUUGGGAACUGCGAGUUUCGAGUGAUGGAGUUAGGAGCGAGCGGAGAGUACACUUUCGGGAUACACCACACCGAAGAAGAGAUGUUAGGUUGGGGGAUGUCCAAAGAAAUGAUUGAUGAUCAAAUGGAUCGUGUUGAUGGUUGUCGUGUAACAUCCAACGAUUCUUGUUCAUUGCAUCUCCAUGAAUAUUUUGACUUGUUAGAUGUCACCGACGAUGAAGAAUGAUGAUUAUCUCUAUACUAUAUACUAACUAGGAGAUAUCGGUCAACAUUUUUAAAAAAAUAUAUAUAUAAUAUAAUAAUAAAAAUUAUUGUUA